AUGGCCUUUGACGGUGCGCGCGGUCGUGGCGGCGGCGGAGGACGGGGAGGUUUUUCCAGAGGUGGCCCACGAGGCGGCGGACGAGGUGGCGGUAGAGGCGGUUUCGGCGGCGGUUUUGGCGAUCGAGGUGGCCGAGGUGGUGGCCGAGGCGCUCCCAGAGGCGGCGGUGGCCGUGGUGCUCCUAGAGGACGCGGUGCUCCCAGGGGCGGUACCAGAGGCGGCAAGCCUGGCAUCAGAGGAGGAGCGAAAGUCAUAAUUGAACCUCACCGACAUCCCGGUGUCUUUGUUGCUCGUGGCGGUAAAGAAGAUCUGUUGGUCACCAAGAACCUGACUCCAGGGGAGUCUGUGUACGGCGAAAAGCGCAUCAGCGUCGAUUCAACCGAGACCCCGGCCGUUAACGGCGACGGCAACGCACCCGCUACCAAGACAGAAUACAGAGUAUGGAACCCGUUCCGCUCCAAGUUGGCAGCCGGUAUCUUGGGUGGUCUGGACGACAUCUUCAUCCGUCCCGGCUCCAGUGUGCUGUACCUGGGUGCGGCAUCAGGAACGUCGGUGUCCCAUGUUGCCGACAUUGUCGGUCCCACUGGACGAGUCUACGCUGUCGAGUUCUCCCACCGGUCAGGCCGUGAUUUGAUCACCAUGGCGACACACCGCACAAAUGUCAUCCCCAUCAUUGAAGACGCCCGACAUCCUCUACGCUACCGUAUGCUGGUCGGCAUGGUGGACGUAAUCUUCGCAGACGUUGCUCAGCCCGAUCAGGCGCGUAUUGUGGGUCUGAAUGCUCACCUGUUCUUGAAGGUCGGCGGCGGCGUUCUUGUCAGUAUCAAGGCCAACUGUAUCGACUCGACCGCGAAGCCCGAGGUUGUCUUUGCCAAUGAGGUCAAGAAGAUGCGGGAAGAGCGAAUCAAGCCCAAAGAACAGCUGACUCUCGAACCCUUUGAACGAGAUCACUGUAUCGUGGCGGGCGUUUACCAGCACAGCGCACAGUAA
Capronia epimyces CBS 606.96 is the source of this 990-nucleotide messenger RNA. RefSeq lists its product as uncharacterized. NCBI's taxonomy places the organism in Eukaryota, Fungi, Ascomycota, Eurotiomycetes, Chaetothyriales, Herpotrichiellaceae. Gene Ontology annotation, biological process: box C/D sno(s)RNA 3'-end processing; rRNA methylation. Bases 1 to 990 code for a protein of 329 amino acids. The record is from RefSeq and is a predicted model, not a curated record. Gene Ontology annotation, cellular component: nucleolus; small-subunit processome; box C/D methylation guide snoRNP complex. The transcript is spliced from 4 exons. Gene Ontology annotation, molecular function: RNA binding; rRNA methyltransferase activity; histone H2AQ104 methyltransferase activity.